GGGAUCACUUACUUAUUAGUUAUCUCCAAAAUGUGAGUCGAUAAAUAUUAAAAUAAACGAUAACCCUGGCGAAAACCCAAUUGUAAGCUUAGACAAAAUGAGGGCAGUUUCCACGUUGCUGCUGUCCUGCUUCCUGGUGUCCGUGUCAACGGAUAACGGGGCUCCUAACUUCGGCUCAUUCUUCGGCAAGGGCCUGCAGACUGUGGGAUCUAACACUUUUGGAGCGGCGAAGUCCAUCGGCGGCGGGCUGCAAACCGUCGGCCAACCCCUCGGCUCCGCGGCCGAGAAAAUAGGAUCUGUGUCUGUCGGCACAGCAAAGGCCGUCGGAAAACCCAUCGGCUCAGCGGCUGGCGCUGUGGGCUCUGCGGGCAAGGGCGCGGCGGGGGCGGUCGGCCACGAGCUACAGAAGGACAUCCAGACCGUCAAACAGCCCAUCGACACCACCAUCACUUACAUCGGCUCCUCCCAGUGUCAGAAUGUGCAGAAAAUAUUCGGAGUAUCGUACGAGCAAAUGCAGGGCGACAGUGAACCCAAUCUGAACGAUCUCGAACUGCAUUACAAGACGCGGGACUUCAACACUAUAAUGAACAUAACGCAGGCGCCGGCGUCGCUGAGGCAAGCGCGCCAGUUCGACCGGGACGAAAGCGUGGUGCUGUACUUUCACGGCUUCACCGACGACCCCAGCCAGAUCAGCUUCAGCACCCUUAGCCAGGCCUACCUCGACCAGGAUCGCAUGAGCGUGCUAGCGCUGGACGCCAGCUCGCUGAUCCGCUGGCUGUACAUCCGCGCGGCGACCUACGUGCGCAACAUCGGAGAGAAGAUGGGCGCUGUGCUGGCGGCCAUGGUUCAGCAUGGUCAAGACCCAGACCGGAUACACAUAGUGGGACACAGCCUCGGAUCGCACAUUGGCGGCUUCACCUGCAAGGAGUUCACUCGGCUGACGGGGAAGAAGAUCGGCCGCAUGACUGCGCUGGACCCGGCCGGGCCUUGCUUCAGCCACGUGGACCCAGAGCUCCGGCUCAAGCGCACGGACGCCAACUAUGUGGACGUUAUACACACCGACGCUGGAGUCUACGGCCUGAAAGAUGCUAUCGGUCACAAGGACUACUACCCCAACAGCGGGUCGGAGCAGCCCAACUGUAUCCUGCAGACGUGUUCCCACUCCCGCGCGUGGGAGCUGUACAGCGAGUCCGUGCUCAACCCGGACGCGUUCCCCGCCGUGCGCUGCAAGGACUGGCCAGCGUUUAGGAAGGGGGAUUGCGAGUGGGACAAGAUCAGUUAUAUGGGCGCCGCAUCCAAACCCGGCGACGAUGGCCAUUACUUCCUCCAGACCGGCAUCAACUACCCCUUCGGGCGGGGGCUCAACGGAACUAAGUUCAGAAACAUGGACGGCAUUCUGAAGAAUGUUGUCAACCUUGCCGGAUAAACUGUUAACAGUCUCGAAUUGAAUUGUGCCAUUGAAAGUUUGUGACAUACAGGGCGUAACCAGAACUCUAGUAAAAACGAAGACAGGUUAUAGUAUAGAUUACAGAUAAGGUACCACAAAAAACAACGCAAACGAAUACUUUUCUUAGUAUUCCUGUACUUUUUAAAAGUUCACAAUAUGUUGCAAAUAAAACAUCUGACUGACGCAAGAGAUCAAC
Messenger RNA from Maniola jurtina (meadow brown), 1643 nucleotides. Its product is annotated as pancreatic lipase-related protein 2-like. The record is from RefSeq and is a predicted model, not a curated record. Gene Ontology annotation, biological process: lipid metabolic process. NCBI's taxonomy places the organism in Eukaryota, Metazoa, Arthropoda, Insecta, Lepidoptera, Nymphalidae. The transcript is spliced from 11 exons. The coding region runs from base 98 to 1426 and encodes 442 amino acids. Gene Ontology annotation, molecular function: lipase activity.